Seminavis robusta is the source of this 420-nucleotide messenger RNA. The record is from the annotation of a GenBank genome assembly. NCBI's taxonomy places the organism in Eukaryota, Bacillariophyta, Bacillariophyceae, Naviculales, Naviculaceae.
AUGGAAGCACCCAUGUGGAGGAACAACUGGGGAUUAGCACCCUCAGGACAGCUUGACAAACCAUUGUAUGGAUCCUCCCAAGCAGCAGAAGAUCCUUGCUUUCAAGCCUCCAAAAUGACAAGGGCCGAUGUUCAAGGAACCUUUCUCAAGGUAGAGUAUCAAACCAUUCGCCGUUUACCAAAGUCGGGAUACUUGCUCUUUACUGUCAAGACCAUGGCCGAUCCCAUGAGUAGCUUGGAGCAAACUCCCAAAGCUGCUGCUUGUUUGGCCAAGUCAAUUCGAGGCAUGAGCUCGACCAUGAGAGUUUACAAGGGAAUCCAGAAUGAUGACAUUUGCAAAGUGGUGCUGGAGUAUCUGGAUAGCAUUGCUGUUGUUGUUGUUGACCAAGCGACGAAAGGAGAAGCAGGAGUAGAAAAAUAA